AUGCCUCAAGUUCGAUGCGGUGGCAUCCUCUCCAAGAUCGUGGCAAUUCGUAGUUUUGCCUGGUCACAGAUUGCGGAUCGAUGGUUUCUCCGACGUUGCAUUUGCCUGGCUUUUGUGUCGAGAUUACACUAUCACUUGCUGAUUCUGCGUUGGACAUGCGAUGGAGGUUUCCGGGCUAUUGCUUUUAUAGAGAUAGAAGAGAUGGCUAUAGCAAUGGUGAUGUGUUGUGUGCGCGGUAGUGGUGUGGUGGUUUUGCGGAUUGGUGGUGGGAUGGCUUUUGUAGGUGGAGGAGGUGAUAGUGGUGAAUUUGGCAUGAAUGUGUUGAUGGGUGGUGGUUUUGUAGUUGAAAAUGGUGGUGAUGGUAGUUCCAACGACGACAGCGGCGUUGGUGCUGUUGAUGCAAUGGUGAGUAAUGAUACUUUGAAUUUUAUCAGAUCCAAGAGAACCCGUAAAGCAGCAAAGAGCUUGCAAGAAGACUUAUUUGAUCAAUUGGAUGAUGAACCACUUGACUUGCUUGAUCAGAAAAAGACGAAGUUUGCUUUGCGAUCAUCAGAGAUAAUGAAAAAGAAGACCGAUUCCGAUGAUGAGCUAGAGAUAGACCCCGAAGGGCGUGUAAUUAUUCGUGAGGAAGGUUGGGAAAAGAAGGGAGGUAGGUCCCACAAGCAAGAGACACCUUAUGACACCGAGGCGGACGAAGUAAGAAGCAGCUUGUCUGCAAAUUCACGAAAAACACAAAAGCGCCGGAAGACAACAGAGUCUGGGUGGGCGUAUACAGGUAGUGAGUAUGCAAGCAAGAAGGCACGUGGUGAUGUGAACAGGAAGGACAAGCUUGAACCUUAUGCCUAUUGGCCACUUGACCGAAAAAUGAUGAGUCGCAGGCCAGAGCAACGUGCAGCUGCUAGGAAAGGUAUGGCAAGUGUCGUAAAGCUAACAAAGAGGUUAGAAGGAAGAAGUGUCUCAAAUGCACUUUCUAUGAAGGGAGUUAAGUUAAAGAAGGGCAAAAAGAAAGGGAACCAAAAGAAAAGUUGAAGUUAACUGUCUUGUAGAUCAGACAGGAAAUCUGCAAUUGAGGCCAUUGAAGUUCCAUAGAGCUGCUUAAAUUUUUAUCCAGUGAGUAUGUUUCUGGGUUGGCCAGGAGUGACUUAUUUCUACUCUUUUAGGUAAUUAUGUCUUGCCUUAAACGGUACUUCUUUUCUGUACUAAAAUAUCAAAGUGAAGAUAUUAUUUAUCAUUCUUUCGACCUAUAAAGCUUGGUCUUUUGUUACUUUAGUUUAAUUCAUCGAGCACGCUUCGUGUAAAAAUUAUAAAUACAUGUGAAUGGAAUGUUGAAAACA
This is a messenger RNA of Olea europaea var. sylvestris, 1334 nucleotides long. RefSeq lists its product as uncharacterized. The coding region runs from base 1 to 1029 and encodes 342 amino acids. The record is from RefSeq and is a predicted model, not a curated record. The transcript has 5 exons. Lineage: Eukaryota; Viridiplantae; Streptophyta; Magnoliopsida; Lamiales; Oleaceae.